Spea bombifrons (plains spadefoot toad) is the source of this 2906-nucleotide messenger RNA. It is a transcript of the gene IL6ST, whose product is annotated as interleukin 6 cytokine family signal transducer. Gene Ontology annotation, molecular function: cytokine receptor activity; cytokine binding. The coding region runs from base 165 to 2819 and encodes 884 amino acids. Gene Ontology annotation, biological process: cytokine-mediated signaling pathway. The record is from RefSeq and is a predicted model, not a curated record. Gene Ontology annotation, cellular component: signaling receptor complex; external side of plasma membrane; membrane. The transcript has 16 exons. Lineage: Eukaryota; Metazoa; Chordata; Amphibia; Anura; Pelobatidae.
CUGAGAUCCCAGGCACCAGCCAUGUCUAUGACGCUCGAUCUGGGAACCGUGUGAGUUGAAAGGCCGUGGCGGGGGGGAUGAUGUCCUCGGAGAGUCAGACGAGCUGCGUGACCCGGACACUGAGCUGGUAGACCUGGCAAGGGCACUGCGGUGCGGAAGGGAAGAUGUUUUAUGCUCUGCUUGUUGCAGUUAACAUCCUGAUUAACGCAGUUUCAGGUGUGAAUACAGAGCCGUGUGCCCAGACAUAUCCUGAAUCUCCUGUCGUGCAGCUUGAUUCCAACUUUACGGCAUACUGUGUUUUAAACGAGAGCUGUAUGUACACAGAUGCCAGUAAGUUAUUCUGGAAAAUUCGGAAUAAAAAGGUGCCGGAGACCCAGUACACGGUCCUCAACAAGACGGUUUCCAGCGUGACUAUUGUUCCUUCAUCCUUAUCGGACGACCUCCUAACAUGCAAUCACCUCAAACAUGGUGAAAUUGAAACCACUCUUCAUGGAAUCUUUUUAACACUUGGCUACCCUCCAGAUAAGCCUGAAAACCUGACAUGCAUUGUAUACAAUGGGGAGAAACUGACGUGUUAUUGGAACCCUGGAAGACCCACACAUCUCAUCACAAAUUAUACCCUGAGGCAUGAAUGGGCUUCAUCAUCAGUGAUCGCAGACUGCAUACCCGAAGGUGUAAAUAAUUCUUGCUCGUUUUAUGCGCCUACCUUUCAGUUUCAUAUUGACACCAUAUUAUGGGUGGAGGCCAAGAAUGCUCUUGGCACGACAAAAUCAGACGCGCUCCGGAGAGAUGCUGCAAAUCUGGUCAAGCCCAAUCCUCCUGAGAUCAAGUCGUUGAUUUCCACGGUACAAUUACCCCGAGCCCUUAAAAUAGAGUGGAAGAACCCAAUGGAAAGAGAUCCAAGUAUGACGAUGAAAUACAUCAUCAGAUAUCGAACCAAUAGCAGUAAAGAAUGGGAAGAGGUGCCACCACAUGACACAGCCUCACAUAGAACAUCUUUUACUCUACAAGACCUCCUGCCAUACACAGAGUAUGUUGUUUCUUUACGUUGUAUGAGGAGCAAUGGACAAGGUUAUUGGAGCGAUUGGAGCAAAGAAGCCUGGGCAAUCACGCCAGAAGACAAGCCAACGAAAGGCCCAGAAUUAUGGAGAAGAAUUGGCAACCCCGAUGAAUCUGGAAACAGAAGUCUUCGUCUAUUGUGGAAGGAAUUGGAUCCAAUGUAUGCUAAUGGGAAAAUAACCCUGUACACGGCUUCUCUUCGGCGAAGAACAAAUGAGCCGUAUGCCCUUGCUGUUGUGAAUGUCACAAGUUAUGACUUCGUCAUUCCUAAAUAUUCCUUUAUUGCCUCGGUUAUUGCUAACAACAGUAUUGGAGCGUCUCCUCCGUCGGUUCUGGCUAUUCCAUCUGGGAAAAAAACAGAAGUCCAGCCUGCAGAGAUUGACGUUAAGGCGUUCCCCAAAGAUGGAAAGCUAUGGGUGGAGUGGACGCCGCUGAAUAAAUCCAUUGAUGGUUAUGUCAUUGAAUGGUGUAUUAAAUCGGAACAGACUGCCUGCGAGAUCGAGUGGCAACGCGAGCCAAGCACAUCAAGUGGUGCAUUUUUAAGAGGCAACAUUUUCCCAUUUAAGUGCUAUCUAAUCAAAGUUUAUCCGCUGUAUUAUGAUGGCCGUGAGAGCUCAAGAUCUGUGGAGGCGUAUCUUCAACAAGGAGCUCCUACUACAGGUCCUUCUGUUCGUACAAAAAAAGUGGAAAAAUACAAGGCUGUUUUGGUAUGGAAUCCCGUACCUUUAGACGAACAAAAUGGAUUCAUAAGAAACUACACUCUGACCUUUUCCCCCAGCCAUGGAAAUGUUACCACUGUGGUCAUUGACUCAUCAAACACAGAAUAUACACUUUCCUCCUUAAAGGGCGACACACUUUAUAACAUUCAUAUGACGGCUUAUACUGAAAAUGGCAAAAAGGAUGGUCCCGUCUACACGUUCACAACUCAGCGAUUUGCUAAUGGAGAAGUUGAAGCCAUUGUGGUGUCUUGCUGUAUUGGUUUUCUAAUACUCCUGCUUGUUGGCGCCUUCAUUUGUUUCCGCAAAAGAGAUUUGAUUAAAAAACACAUUUGGCCAAAUGUUCCUGAUCCUUCAAAAAGUAACAUUGCACAGUGGUCUCCCCAUACUCCAAGCAGGCACGAAUUUAAUCCGAAAAGCAGCCCGUUCCAAGAUGGUAGCGUUACGAAUGUCAGUGUGGUGGAGAUAUCUGAAGAAAAGAAGUCAUACACAGAGCAGGAUAUCAAAUCCAUAGAUCCACUUAAGAAAAACACAUCUGAAGGAUUCAGUAGUGGCAUUGGGGGUUCUUCUUGCAUGUCCUCUCCUCAGCUAAGUGUUUCAGACGGUGAUGAGGCUGAAUCUGCACAAACCACGUCCAGUACUGUGCAGUACUCCACUGUAAUUAUUAGUGGAUAUAGAGACCAGCAACCAACAGCUGUGGUUCCUCAUGUAUUUUCAAGGUCAGAGUCAACUCAACCACUUUUGGAAUCUGAAGAGAGACCUGAUGAUCAACAGGCUCUGGAGAGGGAUGACCAUUCAGUGGUUUCCAACCAGUACUUUAAACAGAACUGCAAUGAAAAUGGCACAGGACGACUACAGACCGUGCCCCAGGAAAAGCAACCUCCAGAUGCAGUUUGUCUUCAAAAUGGUCUUCAGGACAUGAACGCUGGGCAGAGUAUAUGCUCUGAAGAACAAUCUGUAGGUUCACAAGUAGACCAUGUUAUUGGUGAAAUAAAAAGUUAUCUGCCGCAGAUUGCGAGGCGAGGUGGUUACAUGCCACAAUAGACUGACUUUUGAGUCUAUGGUUUGGAUUUUAUCAUUGUUGACGCCAUACAGUCUGGUGUAAGGCUCUGGUUCACCUACAUCUUAAAA